CUGGAUAAUAACGAUUUUCAAUUCAAUUUUCUCCCGCGCUGCUCCUCCUGUCAUCUUCCCAACCAACCAAACCCGAAAAAAAGUUUUGUCAGUUUGUCGACUGCUACAAUUUUGCACGUCUGCCGCUGCUGCAGUCUGCGCACCGAAAGAAAGAUCACAUUCAUCAUAAUGAGUAGGUAUUUACUCUUUUUAUCUGCAAAAACACGCAAUUAUCAAUUAUUAUUUAAGUUAGAAAGAGAAAAGUGCAUCUCUUUCAUUUAACGUGGUAAUGUGUACCUCAUCUUUAAACCCUCGAUAAAAUACGAAUAAUAACAAUGUCGCGAACUCGGUGAUACUGUCGGUUGUGAUUAUUUUCACACCUUGCAAUAUCAACAAAACCGUAAUUGUUAUACCCUUUAUCACACAUAUUCCCUUUCAUCCCAUAUUUUAUACACAAAAAUCUCUCAAGUAUGGAAGUGCUGGUAAAGAAUCUCAAGAUUAAAUACGUUCUCACGUGCAUUGCCGUCACUUUCGUCGUUUCUCUUUUUAUCAGCCUGGCUCCUAUAAACGUGGAGCAAUGCAAGUGCGGUAAAACUGAAGAGACUGAUAUAGAUGAACGUCAUGUCCAUAAAAGUGCAUCCAAGCAUACCAAACACCGGCUAGCCAUAUUAGUGCCAUUCAGGGAUCGUUUCGAAGAAUUAUUGAUAUUUGCGCCUCACAUAAAGUCAUUUCUUGAUAAGCAAGAUAUUAAUUACCAUGUAUUUAUUUUAAAUCAGAUAGAUAAGUAUAGAUUUAAUCGUGCUUCUUUGAUAAAUGUUGGAUUCUUGGAAGUAAAAGGAGAAUUUGAUUACAUUGCCAUGCACGAUGUAGACCUUUUACCCAUGAAUGAUCAGCUGAAAUAUUACUACCCAGAGACUGGACCUUUGCACAUUUCAUCUCCAGAACUACAUCCAAGAUACCACUAUCCAACUUUUAUUGGUGGUAUUUUGCUUGUGAACAGGAAACACUUUUUGAAAGUAAAUGGAAUGUCUAACAAAUAUUGGGGCUGGGGUCUGGAGGAUGAUGAAUUCUACGUAAGACUGAAAGAAGCUGGACUCAACGUUACUAGACCACCAAAUCUUCUAACUGGAAUACAAAGUACUUUUAAGCAUAUUCAUGACAGAAAUCAUAGAAAGAGGGAUAUGGCAAAAUGCUUCAAUCAAAGGGAAGUCACGAGAAAACGUGAUAGGCAAACUGGUCUGAACAAUGUAGCUUACAAAAUAGAAAAUACCAUCAAUGCUAAAAUAGAAAAUACUUCUAUUACAAUUUUAAAUGUUAUGUUAACGUGUGAUAAAUCGAUUACACCUUGGUGCUUGUGUGAUAUGCUCAAUAUUGUCAGUGAUAAAAAAAUUAAAAAUCAAAGUAAUCUAAAAACAAAUGUUUAUAGGUAGUACGAGUUAUUUAAGAAGAACAUAAUAUUUUAUUUUUAAGAUACUAUUGAUGUUUGUAGUUAGAUAUGAUUUUUACAUGUAUUUCAUAAAAAAAUACUUGAGUCAUCUUAUUGUAAAACGACAAUUUCACAUCACUAGUGAUAGUUUUUUAAUUUCAUCGUGGUGUAAGAAAAAAAAAAAAAAUUGUCUUGUACAUUACCUAAUAUUUAAG
Copidosoma floridanum is the source of this 1620-nucleotide messenger RNA. RefSeq names its product beta-1,4-galactosyltransferase 7 (gene beta4GalT7). The record is from RefSeq and is a predicted model, not a curated record. Gene Ontology annotation, molecular function: xylosylprotein 4-beta-galactosyltransferase activity. Gene Ontology annotation, cellular component: Golgi apparatus. Gene Ontology annotation, biological process: proteoglycan biosynthetic process; carbohydrate metabolic process. NCBI's taxonomy places the organism in Eukaryota, Metazoa, Arthropoda, Insecta, Hymenoptera, Encyrtidae.